AUGGCGCAGAACAACACUUAUGGAACCGUUUCUGGUGGAGCUCGACAUGGCAAUGGUUUGCUCAAUGGUGCUGAUGCCGAACGAGCCGCGUUGCUCGGCAAGCCGGACGGUCAUGACAGCCUCACUGCGAAGCUGGGGAGGCACAUGACGAGAGACAUCAGCAAAUCGUGGGGUGAUCUGAUGCUGUUGGGCUGCUAUAUCAUCACCGGACUGCUAGACAGCAGCAGCGUGCAGGUUUGGGGCAGCUUCGUCAGUAUGCAGACAGGUAACACGGUCUAUCUUGGCUUGGGUCUGGCAGCUCCUUAUGCCAGUACUCGUUGGAUUCGCGCUGGCAUCUCCGUGAGCUGUUUCUGCCUUGGAAGUGCUUUCUUCGCUCGCUAUCACCGUUACUUCGGCCAGCGCAAACGCUGGGUCAUGGUAUCGGCAUACACACUGCAACUGCUCAUGAUCCUUGCGGCGGCCUUGAUGGCGACUUUGGGUCCACAAACUGGUCCCUCGGGUGGCGUUACCGUCUGGGUUGCCGUACCUAUAGCACUUAUCGCUUUUCAGUCUGCAGGACAGGCUGUCACAAGUCGGGUGCUGAGCUACGGCGGCCUAACGAGCGUAGUGUUGACGAGCAUCUACUGUGAUCUGUUCUCGGAUCAAAAGUUGUUCUCGGCUUUCACGGAAAACGUGGAGCGGAAUCGGAGGGCUGCCGCUCCGCUCAUGGUGCUUGUUGGCGCAUUGGCUGGAGGCUUAUGGGCACACAGCGAGUGGGGCAUGGCAGGCGCCCUAUGGACUGGUGUGGUGCUGAAAGCCAUGGUGACGGUGGGUUGGCUGCUCUGGAAGGCUGACCCGGAUAUUUAA
Molecule: messenger RNA, 846 nt
Organism: Baudoinia panamericana UAMH 10762
Lineage: Eukaryota; Fungi; Ascomycota; Dothideomycetes; Mycosphaerellales; Teratosphaeriaceae
Exons: 2
Coding region: 1-846 (281 amino acids)
Source: RefSeq, a predicted model, not a curated record